AUGUCUUCCGCAUCAUCCGCUAUCGCGGGUCCGUCUCAAUCCAAGGUCGAGACCAACUCGCGAGGCAUCCCGCACGCUCCUUUCAUCUCCAACGUGCAAGAGUAUCUUGGAGGUCCGGACGAGGAGGUCGAGCCAACACUCAAAAAGUUCCAGGAGACCAUGUCCAAGUACAAGUUCAUGGAGCUCAACACAGCACAACGACGCCGAGGACUCGAAGAGAAGAUCCCUGACAUUCGCAAGACCCUCCAAAUGGUCACCUUCCUGAAGGACAAGAAGGAUGAUCCGGAAUCGAUAGAGACGACCUUCGAGCUCAAUGACACACUCUACGCGAAAGCGAAACUGGACCCCGUCAACACUGUGCAUCUUUGGCUAGGCGCCAACGUCAUGCUCGAAUACCCGCUGGACGAAGCCAUCUCCCUACUGACCGGCAAGCUUUCAGGCGCAGAAAAGUCGCUCACGACCUCGAAAGAAGACCUCGACUUCCUUCGCGAGCAGAUCACCAUCAUGGAGGUCAACACGGCGCGAGUGCACAAUUGGGACGUCAAGCGCCGCCGCGAGCGCAGGGAACAGCUCGAACGCGACGGCCUCACCGAGGGUGCCUCCAAAUCACAGGCCUCCAGCAGCAGGUGGCUUUCCGAUGACCGUGACAAGAGCGAGACAAAUACGAGCAGAGCUGAGAAGAGUGCACAGCCAUCCGAGAACGGACUUGAUGAGCAGGAGCAGCACGAAGAGCGACCGACUGCAGACGAUCAAACGGUAGUCGCCGCGAAAUCGUCUACGAGCUCUACACCUGCGGAAGAAGCCAUGCCCGCGUCUGCCACAAUGACGCCAGACGUAGCCCAGUCGACAUCAGUCAAAGCGCAGGACAGUCCCGAAGAAGACGCCCCAGUACCUCCAGCAGCAGACCAGCAGCAAGCUCACGACGUCGUCGCUGCGGGCAACCCCAUCGACUCGGUGCUGCCCAACAAACAGCCCAAAGAGUCCACCUCUACCACCGUACCUCCCCCUAUCGACCGUUCCCACCUCCCUGCCUCGCUCACCACCCCCACCUCCACGGACCCCUCCACAUCGCACACGCUCAUCGUUCCCCCGCUCAACUUCGCCAUGGUCUCCCGCGGUAUCUACCGCUCUGGCCACCCGAACGAGCGAAACUUCGAGUUCCUCCGGCGUCUCAACCUCAAAUCCGUGCUCUACCUGGGUACGGAGGAUUAUCGAUCCAACAUGACCAACUGGACAGCGUCGCAGGGCAUUCAGACGUUCCAUCUGAGGUUGGCGAUAAACAAGGAACCGACGGCAGAGAUGGAUGAGAAGGACGUGGUGAAGGCGUUGCAGCUGAUUCUGACGCCGAGCAACUGGCCCAUCCUCGUACACUGCAACAAGGGCCUUCGCCGCGCCGGAGUCAUCGUGGGCUUGUUAAGGAGGCUACAAGGUUGGAGUCACACGAGUAUCUUCGAGGAGUACAGCAGAUUCGCAGGGACAAAGAUCAGCGACCUCGAAUAUAUCGAGGUGUUUGAUUUGGAUCAGGUCAAGCUCACGUAA
Messenger RNA from Kalmanozyma brasiliensis GHG001, 1539 nucleotides. Its product is annotated as Protein-tyrosine phosphatase, SIW14-like protein. Gene Ontology annotation, molecular function: phosphatase activity; tubulin binding. NCBI's taxonomy places the organism in Eukaryota, Fungi, Basidiomycota, Ustilaginomycetes, Ustilaginales. Gene Ontology annotation, cellular component: cytoplasm; prefoldin complex. The transcript is spliced from 4 exons. Bases 1 to 1539 code for a protein of 512 amino acids. The record is from RefSeq and is a predicted model, not a curated record. Gene Ontology annotation, biological process: protein dephosphorylation; protein folding; microtubule-based process.